Molecule: messenger RNA, 541 nt
Organism: Gossypium raimondii (Peruvian cotton)
Lineage: Eukaryota; Viridiplantae; Streptophyta; Magnoliopsida; Malvales; Malvaceae
Product: DNA-binding protein S1FA
Exons: 2
Coding region: 113-385 (90 amino acids)
Biological process (GO): regulation of DNA-templated transcription
Cellular component (GO): nucleus
Molecular function (GO): DNA binding
Source: RefSeq, a predicted model, not a curated record
AUACCAUCAGCUACGGUACCUGGAAUUGGUUUUAUUCAUCUUCUCCAAUUUCAGGAAUUUUCUCCGUCCUAAAUUCGUUUUGGUCGGGAGCUCUACCUUUGAUUUCGCAGCCAUGGCUGAAGAGUCCGACUUCGCCGAUAAGGUUCCUCCCUCCUUUUAUGAAAUGGGAAACAAGAUCAUUUAUGAAACUGAAGCCAAAGGGUUGAACCCGGGAUUGAUAGUGCUACUGGUUGUUCUGGGGCUGCUGCUGAUAUUCCUUGUAGGGAACUAUGUACUUUACUCGUAUGCGCAAAAGACUCUUCCUCCUAGGAAAAAGAAGCCAGUAUCCAAGAAGAAGAUGAAGAGAGAGAGGCUGAAGCAAGGAGUCUCAGCGCCAGGAGAGUAGGACUUCGAGGUCUGAUCUCUUCAGCUCCCCAUGUUAAACUGUUUGCAACUUCCUGUCCCGUGUCCAGUGAGUUACGUUAGUCAGUCAAACUUUAACAUCUUAAUUAGAAGUUAACAUACCUUUGCGUAGAUAAGGAAGUAAAUACUGUUUUUUGUU